AUGGCUAGAAAUUGCUUCAACAAAAGCAACACUCAGCCUAAAAUUAACUCAAUCGUGAUUCCUAAGGAGUUUUCGGGAAAAGAGCAACCCCAGUCGCACUUACUGAAAGGACACAAAGUGAACAUCCUGGCACUGAUUGAUUCAGGCACAUCAGCUUGCUUCUUAGAUAUUAUAUUUGCCAAAAAACAUAAUAUAAGCUUUCAAAAAAAAGAAACACUGUUAACGGUAGAGGAUUUCAGUGAUGUCUUUAACAAAAUAAAAGCUGAUAAAUUGCCUGUGAAUAGGCGGUACGACUGCGCCAUCGAUUUGCUGCCUGAUACACAACCACCAUGGGGUCCCAUCUAUGAACUAUUCACCCAAGAGCUUGAAGUUUUAAGGAAGUAUAUCGAGAAAAACCUGGAGAAAGGGUUUAUUCGUCACUCCAAAUCUCCAGCUGAUGGACCCAAGUAA
This is a messenger RNA of Cetraspora pellucida, 450 nucleotides long. Lineage: Eukaryota; Fungi; Glomeromycota; Glomeromycetes; Diversisporales; Gigasporaceae. The record is from the annotation of a GenBank genome assembly.